Molecule: messenger RNA, 213 nt
Organism: Mycotypha africana
Lineage: Eukaryota; Fungi; Mucoromycota; Mucoromycetes; Mucorales; Mycotyphaceae
Product: copper fist DNA binding domain-containing protein
Exons: 2
Coding region: 1-213 (70 amino acids)
Biological process (GO): intracellular copper ion homeostasis; positive regulation of transcription by RNA polymerase II; intracellular iron ion homeostasis
Cellular component (GO): nucleus
Molecular function (GO): RNA polymerase II cis-regulatory region sequence-specific DNA binding; DNA-binding transcription factor activity, RNA polymerase II-specific; copper ion binding
Source: RefSeq, a predicted model, not a curated record
AUGUAUAUCAACGGUUCAAAGUAUGCUUGUUCAAGUUGUAUCAAGGGUCAUCGGUCUUCUCAAUGUAAUCAUGCUGAUAGGCCCUUAAUUGAGAUACGUAAAAAAGGAAGGCCAAUUACACAAUGCAGUUUUUGUAGAGAUCUACGCAAAAAACAUCAAGUACAUAUCAAAUGUGUAUGUAAUGGUCAUGAUAAAAGAGGUAAAUUUGUAUAA